AUGGCUCCAGCAGUGAGAAGUUCACUUCCCAUGAAAACUUUGCGAUCGACUACGGUGGCUGGUAUCUCACGGGUAUUCUGGCACCUAUUCCGGAUCUCGCUAGCCUUCGCCUUUCUAUUUAUCGACAAUUCCAUUUUACUAGCUAGUCUGGUGCUUGCCCGCUUUCGCUCAACAUCAGACCGACGUCGAGAAGUUUUACAGGAUGUUCAAUUUUACCCCAAAACUGUCCUGAUCACUGGAAUCGGUACUACCUCGAGUCUUGCCCUUGCACGGGCUUGGGAGGCAGCCGGCCACCGAGUUGUCGGUGUGGACGUGGCGGAUCUUGAUCUUCCCGUUCGGUCUGGUGGGGGCAUGUCAAAGACUCUGAUCGCGUUUUACCGAGUUCCGAAAGAUCACUAUCUUUCGAAAAUUCUCGACAUAAUCCAGCGAGAAAAGGUGGAUAUCUGGAUCCCAUGCUCUCCGAAAGCAUCUGCCUUUGAAGAUGCUACUGCUCGGCAAGUGGUGGAGCGUCGCACUAAUUGCAAGUGCAUCGCCUUCGAUACAGAAAUGACGAUGUGUUUCCGGGAUUCAGAUCUAUUUCGCCAUUACCUGACCGAUAAGAAACUUCCGCUGGUUGAGUGCCAUCAAGUGCAGUCGCGCGACUCUAUCCACAGAGUUCUGAACCGAUCACCAAGGAAAUCCUACCAGAUGCGACGCUUGACUGCAAGUCCUAAGGAAACCGCAGUGGUUCUACCGAAACGCACUCUGAGCAAGACGUAUUCGGAUGUCAGUGAAAUACAAAUUUCUCCGGACUGUCCUUGGGUCUUGCAGCAGCAAACGCGCCUCGGAGAGUUCUUCGCUGACUUGCUGGUCGUUCGAGGCUAUGUUCAUGCCAUCAAAGUUCGACUUGUAGAGGCUCGUUCUCCACACUGGGGCGCCUCGCGACUGGAUGAAGCUCUAGCCAAAGCUGUUCAUCGGCUUAUGCAAACAUUUGCGGAGAAAGGUGGUGCUCGCAUGACGGGUCAUAUCUCGGUGCGCCUUCUAGUUGAUGAGGAGUUCGAUACUUCAUCAGUGCGCCACACUAUCCACAUCGCAGAAUGUGUCCCUGGGGCUGUAGCUUUGGAGAAUCUCCUCCGUGAUGCACGAUGCCCCAUCCAGGGAUAUUUGGCAGUUUUAUCCCAUGAUCCCAUUGAGCCUGCGACGUGGAGCGUCCCUACAACGCUGUCGCCCAAUCCGCACUCCCAACCAACCAUCGUGGACCAUGAAUUUGUCGCCCGAUUUAUCUCCAAAUUCAUCUCCCUUCAGUUUGCCAAGCGAAUGAUCGCUCUCUUCCAAUCAGAGAUUGUGCCGUUCAUAUUCUGGAAAGAUGCUCAAUUCUCUCGGGAUGAUCCAAUUCCAUGGUGGUGGCAUGUGCAUGUAUACCAGCCUUUACGUGAGGUAUGGCAACUCGUGAAACAGACACGAGAGGCUGGACUGGGGGAAAUUUCACUUGCAGAGUGA
Molecule: messenger RNA, 1479 nt
Organism: Penicillium malachiteum
Lineage: Eukaryota; Fungi; Ascomycota; Eurotiomycetes; Eurotiales; Aspergillaceae
Exons: 1
Coding region: 1-1479 (492 amino acids)
Source: RefSeq, a predicted model, not a curated record